UGAAAUUGGACUUUGGAGCUUCGCAGUCACUUUUGCCGGCAGCCACAUCCACUGCUCUCCGCCCCCCCCCCUCCUCUCUCUCUCUUUUCCUCAACCCUUCAUUCAUCAGGAACCCGCUGCAAAACCAUCUCCUUUCCCACUUAUUCCGCCUCAUUAUCAUGGACGCAUCGACAAGCAUCUCCUCCGCCGGCGAGGCCCUCCGCCGCCUCGUGGUGGUCACGAUGCUGACGGUGGGCAACGUCGUCCAUCCGAUGCCCGUGCCGACGGACGUGCCCGUGUGCACCGCCUCCGAACCUGCCCAGUACAACUUGACCUUUACCGGGAAGUGGACGAGGACGGCGUUCCCCAAACAGUAUCCCGUCUACCGCCCCCCUGCACAAUGGUCCAACCUUGUCGGCGUGACCCACAGCUCCGACUACCACAUGUGGCAGCGUAAUGGCUUUGCCAGCAACGGAGUGAGGGAGUUCACGGAGAAAGGCGAAGCUUGGACGCUCAUGAAGGAGGUGGAGCAGGCCGGAGAACAGAUUCAGAGCGUUUACGGCAUCUUCUCGGCUCCUGCUGUCGUAGGAGGCACCGGCCGGAGCAACACUGUGGUCGAGGUCUUUGCCAGACACUCCUAUCUGUCGUUCAUCGUGCGUCUCAUUCCGAGCCCCGACUGGUUCGUGGGAGUGGACGCCGUGGACCUGUGCGACGGCGACCAGUGGAAAGACAGCGUGUCUCUGGAGCUCUUCCCGUACGACGCUGGGACUGACAACGGCUUCACAUUCUCCUCUCCCAACUUUGAGACCAUGCCGCAGGACAAAAUCACCCAGAUAACCUCAUCCUUUCCCAGCCACCCUGCAAACUCCUUCUACUACCCCCGCCUGAAGCACCUCCCACCCAUCGCCAAGGUAACGCUGACCAAGAUAAGGAAGACAAAUCAGAUCAUUAGCCUUCCGGUGGAGCCCACCCAGUCCAACCUGCUGCCAACUGGGAAUGAGAUUGAGGACAACCUCAUAAAAACGCCGCUGGACUGCGAGGUGUCGGCAUGGUCUCCCUGGGGCCUGUGCAAGGGCAAGUGCGGCAAAGCUGGUCUGCAGCACCGGACGCGUUACGUUCUCAUGCACCACGCCAACAACGGGGCUCCCUGCCCCCUGCUGGAGGAGGAGCGGAAGUGCAUCCCAGACAACUGCUUAUGACUAGGCCUGGAAACGAAGCAGGAGAAGAAGGGGAACGACGGCAGAGGGAGGAAGGACCGGAAGGCGCGACAAGGUCGGAAAAGACGGCGGAGGAGAUUCUACAGCAAAAGGUCUGCGGUUUAUUCCCUUGAGUCAUGAACUGUCAGUGUAAAAAUAAGCUUCUAAUGAAUCCUAAUCAUAGAUCUGAGAUCAAUAGAAAAGUGUAUUUUGGUAUUGUCACCUUUAGAUCUAAAAGUGGUUUUAGGAUGAAUAGAAUGGAAGAACAAAAUGUAUUUAUUGACUGGAUUUUAACCUGUCAUGUACAAAUAUGAAUGUAGUCAUUUGUAGUCCUUUUUUUGUAAUGCUAUUAAGGUACUGGAUUCUUACAGAAAAUAUUUUUGUACAAAACAGUACUGCAAAUGUAAAACAAAUGUGAUAUCUGUAUGCUCAAUAAAAGUGUGUUGAAACGGUCACCAAAAAUGUCUUUCAAAUUUAAGAAUUGACAAUGUAUUCUAGACCUCGCUAAGGUUCAUUGAUUUUGCAGGAGGUAAGGGGCUCUUCACUCAAUAGCCGACUUCUUCUUGUCAAACAUUCCAAACCGACUUGACUGAACAGCGCCAGUGGCAAGAGAUACAAAUCAGAAAAAAAGUUCAAUAUCAGGACUCAAAGAAGAAACAGACACACCUUUAUAUUUUCCCA
Phyllopteryx taeniolatus (common seadragon) is the source of this 1856-nucleotide messenger RNA. It is a transcript of the gene spon2b, whose product is annotated as spondin 2b, extracellular matrix protein. Gene Ontology annotation, biological process: cell adhesion. Gene Ontology annotation, cellular component: extracellular matrix. NCBI's taxonomy places the organism in Eukaryota, Metazoa, Chordata, Actinopteri, Syngnathiformes, Syngnathidae. The coding region runs from base 159 to 1178 and encodes 339 amino acids. The record is from RefSeq and is a predicted model, not a curated record. The transcript has 6 exons.